CCUAACGUCGACAACAUGUUCACGCUCAAGGUGGACAACGUUCCCUUCCAGAUCGGGAGCGACGAGCUGCGCGACCUCUUCUCCAAGUUCGGCGAGAUCGGCGACGUGUACAUCCCGCGCGCGCGCGGCUCCAACGAGUCGCGCGGCUUCGCCUUCGUGCGCUUCAUGGAGAAGCGCGACGCCGAGGACGCCAUCGAAGGCAUGGAGGGCCAGGAGUUCCAGGGCCGCGACCUGCGCGUGCAGUUCGCCAAGCAGCGCCGCCCCGACAACCCGCGC
Messenger RNA from Phytophthora sojae, 276 nucleotides. RefSeq lists its product as hypothetical. The record is from RefSeq and is a predicted model, not a curated record. The annotation marks the transcript as partial. Gene Ontology annotation, molecular function: RNA binding. NCBI's taxonomy places the organism in Eukaryota, Oomycota, Peronosporomycetes, Peronosporales, Peronosporaceae. The transcript is spliced from 2 exons.